GCAGGUUGUUCGAUACGGCAGCACACGCGGCGUAUACGUAACGUGGAAAAGGACAAGAUUCUUUCGUGAGUCGAGUGAAGGUGCAAGGCUGCCGUUUAACAAUCGCCGCUGUCCUCGCGCCGCUCCUGAUCAAUUAGAGCCCCUCGCCGAGCGGCUGACUCACCUGUUUUUCGGGUCAGAGUUGUUUGAUUUGCUGCAAGAACACUUGGCGUAAACAAAACGUGUCCGAAGCACUGGAAGCACGCUCCAGUGCUCCACGGCUCUGGCUGGAAGUUGCGUCAGGCGCACGCAGCUUCCAUGAUGGUUUCGUGGGAAGCUGGCGCUGCUGCCUGGCGACAUUCACCGUUCUGAGUUGGCCCCCGUUGCACGUGGGCUGGCCCAGCUACGGUGCUAUUAAGCCUCAGCAUCGAAGGCGGACCACCACUACCACAACUGAGACUACUGAGUGCCACAAUCUACCAUAAAUAACCCAGAGGCAGCUUGUAAUCAGCCAGCCAAUCUCCCCGUUCUCCGUUCUCUGUUCUGCGUUCUCCAGUGCGUGUCGGGCCCUGUGAUUCGGCCUUUGUGCAACUUUCAACCGUGUAAUUGAAAUUAAUGAUCAUUGUGCGGAUGUCUCCGUAAUUCCGGUUUCGCAGUGCGAUUAUAACUCUGAUGUUCUGCCCUGAAGCUUGAAUCUUGAAGGAGUCCCGGCACUUUGCUUUAUUAAAGCCUCGCCCCAGGGGCAAAUAUCACUCACAGUUUAGCGAAACGCAUCUCACAAAUUGCUGUGUGACAGCCAGAAUGCAGAACUGAUUGCUGCUCAUCAGGAGCCACUUGAAAAACAGAGUGCAGCAUGCGAAGGAAAAAGAAAAGUGUAGUGAUAGCGACCAGGAAAACAAUCCGACUUUAGUGCCAAUAGUGCCGUACGAAAUGCUGCUGCCAGUGCCGUGCUGUUCGUGUCCAUGUUGUGAUUACAUAAUGAGACGUUGCUGAAAGUCAAAGUCAAAGGAGAAGCUCCCAAGUUCCCAGUGUGUGAAAGCCAGCCAGCAAUAUCUCAACUCGCCGCAAGCCGCAAGUCGCAAGAACGCAAGCCGAAGCAGAAGGCAAACAGAAGGACGCAGGACUCAGGAGGCAGGAGGCAGGCAGCCAAGGCAGCCGGAGGAUGCCCUUCGGUCGCAAGUCCCCGCUGGAGGCGCUCGCCCUUCCCGGCGUGAUGCUCGCCUACAAGUACAGCCAGUUCCGCCAGCGCCGCCGGGAGGCUGCCAGCCGACGGGUCACCGAGCGCGAACUCUCGGCGCUGCACCAUAAAAUCGACAAGCUGCUGAGCAAGCUGGAGGAGGAGAGCGAGCCGGACCCGCCCACCUCGCAGGAGGACGAGUGUGUGAUCUGCAUCAACGCCCGCGCCACCAUGCAGACCUCCCCGUGUGGCCACCGCGUCGUCUGCCGGCGGUGCUUCGUGAAGACCAUACAGAGCGCGGUGGCCCAGCGGCUGCUGCCGCUCCGCUGCGUGAUCUGCCGGGCGCGGGUGAACCGGCUGACCUCGUCCUCGGGCACCUGGCGCAUCCAGGAGUCGGCCAGCAGCUACUCGAUGGGCGCCAAGAGCUGGGCCUCCGCCGGAGUGGCCGCCGGCGGGGUGGUGCCCUCGGCCAGCUCCUACUCGAUGAACGACGCGCACAGCGGCCACCACUCGUUCCACCAGCCCACGCUGCACAAGUCGGCGGUGGGGCGGCACCACCCGCACCACCCGAACCACUACCCCGCCCCCCGCGGUAGCACCGGCACCACCCACGGACGGGUCUCGCAGUCGGACAGCCUCUACUCGAUGAGCUCGACGGGAUCGGCGGCCUCGUCGGCCUCCGGCUACUCGCACUACUCCAAGACGUCUUCCAUAUCGAGCAGCGGUCCCUGCUCCCCGGCGCUGCCGGCCGUGGCUUCCAGCUCCCAUCACCUGGCCCCGCCCUCGCCCACCAGCCACACCAGCCACACGCACCACACGCACCACCCGCACGGCCUGGCCUCGCCUACUCCCUCGGGAUCCUCGGGCAGCUCGCUCUCGCCGCGGGAGAACGUUACCUCGCACUCGCACUCGCACCACGGCGGCUGUCCCAGUGGCUGCUCCGGCGCCGUGCCAAGGAAACCGCUCCACACGCUGACCAACUGCUCCUCCGCUCCCGCUUCCGGUUCAGGUUCCGGUUCUGGUUCCGGUUCCUCCUCCAGCGGAAGUGGCAACAGUGGCGGCGGAGGAGGAGGAGGAGCUGGAGUGGCUGAGCGCGGAGCCAGCGGAAUGAUGACGCCCACGCACACUUAUCCGGGUCGCCGGCACGUGAAGAACCGACUGAUGGACAUCCAGAACCGCCUGCCGCCCAUCAAGGAGUUCCGCAGUCCGGCCAAGGUGCCGCAUCCCUCACCCGUGCACGUCAGCAAUCCCAGAUUCCGCUACUCCACUUACACCAAGUCCAGUGCCCACGAGCUGGCUCCUCUGCUGCGGGACUCGGGAUCGCCACCUCAGCCACGGCGGCCCAGUCCCAUGAACAUCCAGCUGAGCUGCUCCGCACUGGCCCCGCCCCCUUUGAAGGCGGGCGGGGCAAAGAUCUGCCCGCUGACCUCGAAGAACUCGCUGCCGAAAAACGCUUACGUAAUGCCCAAGGACAAGAAGCAGCCAGCUUCUGCUCCGCAGGGGAAAGCCACUGGAACUGCCGCCAAGUCAACUCCCCAGGGAGCCAGCUGCUCGAGGGCCUCUGCAGGAUGUGCUGCCGCCAGUUCAGGAUCAACAGGAUCCGGAUCGGCCAGCAACGCCAAGCCCACGUCAAGCUCUUCCAGUCGCAGUUUUCCGCUUUUCUCCGCCGCCAGCAAUCAGAGAGAGAAGGCUGACAAUAAGAAGAACGAGUCCGUUGAGCGCAAGAAGAAGGAGGAGAAGCUCAAGCUGAAGGCUGAGAAGGAAGCCAGGAAGGAGGAGAAGCGACUGGCCAAGGAGGAGGAGCGCCUGGCCAAGCAGCAUGCCAAGGAGGAGAAGAAGCGGGGCAAGAAGGAGGCCAAGGAGCUGCUGUUGGCCAACGAUGGAAACAGCAAGAAAUGAGGAAAGGCGAAGUGAACGGAAGGAGCCCAAUUAGCCAGCAAAAACGCAUAUUUCCAGUUGCAAUUUUAGACGUAAGGACAUCACAAAGUACCCGAAACCGUACUAUAUCAACCCGGAUCGGAACGGAUCGAAUCAUAUAGCCAUAACUCACACCGAAACACAUAAGACGAGCUUGAUUGUAUUCUUAGGAUUUUGUCAGUUAGCCAUAAAUCGUUUCUAUAAGUUUCCUACCAAAACAGAAAGCAGAAAAGAGCAAAGCCAAAUAUUAUCCUAAACAUCAUUAAUCAACAUUAUUGAUACCUUAAAACGAGACUCUGUAUAUAUUUUAUUUAAAAUUAUUUAAAUAUGUAAUUGGUUUGGCUAUUCAAAAGAGAAACCAAAAUGCCAAAACUUUGUAUGAACGAUAAAAACUUGGCAGCCACUUAUUUACUCACUUUUCUCGCAUUAAAUGUAUUCUUAGUUUUAAGCAGAAACUUCCACUUAGUUUCCCUUAGUUUACUUACCACUUUCAUAACUCUUCACCGUCUAGAGAUAUGAUAAGAAUAUAUAUCGCUGCCUUUGGUUCGACAUUGCCUCAGUCUCAGCUCACCUUUCUCAUUACCAAUUUAAAGGUUGUUGAAACGAUUUCGAUUUGAACAGAUUCUGAUAGAAAUAUCCGUACUAGACCUUUUUACCUUCAAGUUUCCGAAUACUACUAACAAGAUACCCUUAAAUAGAGAGAACCUCAAUCGAGAUAUAGAACCAUGACCACUCAAAGGCAACCAGAGUUAGAGCAAAGCUUUAGCAACCGUGAGCCCGAAUCCGGAUAUAUUAAUAAAUAUAUGCUACCAGUAUGUUAACAUGUUGACUAACAAAUUACAAAAAUUAGUGCAUAUUAAAGUAGUUUUCAUAUACCCCUCUAUAUAUAUUAUAUAUAUAUCUGUAUCUGUAACUAAAUCUAUAGAUUCCAUGCCUAUAUUGGAAACUGUUCAAGCGGCAAACAUAAGCAAUGUUUCGAUGUAUGUAUGUGUAUAUGUAUGUGUUACCAGGAUUGUUUUAAAAACAGAAAGAAAAGCCCCGCAGAAGGGGAGCAAAGAAACCCAAUAAAGAAUCAAUUAUGUUGAAGGA
Drosophila ficusphila is the source of this 4162-nucleotide messenger RNA. RefSeq names its product protein lingerer. The transcript has 6 exons. Bases 1142 to 3055 code for a protein of 637 amino acids. The record is from RefSeq and is a predicted model, not a curated record. Lineage: Eukaryota; Metazoa; Arthropoda; Insecta; Diptera; Drosophilidae.